This is a messenger RNA of Dreissena polymorpha, 2302 nucleotides long. RefSeq lists its product as uncharacterized. The transcript is spliced from 7 exons. The coding region runs from base 99 to 683 and encodes 194 amino acids. Lineage: Eukaryota; Metazoa; Mollusca; Bivalvia; Myida; Dreissenidae. The record is from RefSeq and is a predicted model, not a curated record.
GAGUCUAUCUGAAAUGAUUACAGAUUGUAUGAGUUGUUGAAACGUUGCAGGGUAUUCAAUUGAAGAACAAAUAACUGCAUGCUGCAUUAAAAUUAGACAUGGCGGAUCAUGUGUGUGUGGUUAUAUUUAUAUGUUCGUGUGUUGUCCUUGUUUUGACAGACAGUACAGAUAACUGUCAAAAGGUUGAAGUAGGGAUCGCACAUAAGCUGUUUAUGUUUCCAUUCAAGUGGAGUGCACAAGAAUUAGAAUCAGUCACAUGUGACAAAUACGGAACUACGAUUGGCCAUUGUAGAGGUAUAAGCGUGUUCGAUUGUUCAGUUGAGCAGUCAUUUAGAGGUCUUUACAACAUGUCUUCAAAUGCCAACCUUACACAGGUCAUUCUCACAAUAAUAACAUUCGAUGAGACCCUUGCCGGCGAGUACUGCUGUUCAAAGGAAAGCAAGAAAGAGUCCACGUGUCAAUGCGUCCAAAAAGCAGAACCACUUACGCCGAAACCAGCACCUUCUGCAGAAGCCCCUACUGCACCUGAAGGCACACAGACACAAGCUUCUUCCACUGGAAUACAAAUAGACACACAAACAAAUUCUACUUCCACUGGAAAACAAUUAGGUCUUAAUGAUUGGGCUCUGACAACAUGUGUACCCAUCUUCUUUCACCUUUCGAGGAUGUACAUUGCUGACUGAAGAAAUCGCCCGCACGGAUUCCUGAAGACAAACCAAUGUUUUAACAACAAUGUAUAAAUCUCAUGCGUGUUCCUCGUUUGAAGAUUGAUAAGUUUAUCACACUUUAAUAAAUUUCAUUAACAUAAAUGACUGUAAUACAUUUAUUCCAUUUAGAAGAAUAAGCAGUAUAUAGAUAGUUUAGUGAUAACAAAAAGAAAUUUUCAAAGUGUGUACCCAUUUUGCAACGGUAGUUAUAACUUUAAGUAUUGCACGCAAUCACACAUUCAAUUUAUUUCAAUUGGUAACAAAAUAAGUUGCCGUAUCGUUUGGCUCAAAAUUAGCUAUACGUACAACCGCUAAAAUAUACAUGUCUACAAUGUUAAAGUUUGCCUACAUGCAACGUACAUGAGCAUUAUAUAGUAUAAAGGCGUAUUAUUCUGCAUACAGGCAUACAUGUACAUUAAAUGUAUCUUGAGAAAAAAAUGAGUCCACAGUAUGCUAAGCAGUUUCGUUCAUUCUUAUAUUGACUCAUAUUUAACAUAAAGCGUUAUAAUUUAAAGGAAACAAUGAAGGUCUAAACAUGAAAUUGUAUUUUAAUAGUAUGAUUAGUUAACCUUAACAAAUGCAAACAAUCGUAUUCAAAAGUAUGAUUUUAGUGUCUUAAAAUGUACGGACCGAAUGCUAGUGUACCUGUAUAAGUGUAAAUGUGUCAGUACGCACAAAUAUAUGACAGUUUUCAUAAACAAAAUGCCUGCAUACACAGGAUUGUGUCUGUUAGCGUAUGUUGGCACAUGUAGGUAAAAAGAGAUUCGUCAUAAGAUACGGUCGUAAACCACAACGCUUUGCUUGUGUUAUUAAGCUUCUCUUUUCGUGCAGACUUGUCAUUUUAAUAGUUUAUAUACAUGAACAAUUUUUGAAAAUGACAUGUGUUUGUUUGCUCAUUUUUGACAGCAAAAUGAAAUUGAAAACUUAAAUUACCCUGCGUUUUCUUUGUAUAAUGUAUAAUUUCCCUUCGUGUUUUAAUGUUUUUUGUUACUAUUUUCCUAGACCAAUUUAUAAACAUCAACAAAUGUAAACAUUACUCGCAUGCUAUCAUUGAAAGCCACCUUAUUAGCCAGUUCUUGCUUAUGUGUUUUGUUUCGUUAUUUAUGGAAUUUUAUGGCAUUAUUAUUGGUUUCCAUGUUUAAUUCACAUUAUGUAUGGAAAAAUAUAUCAAAGUCAAUUUUUUAAAAUCUGCAAAUUAUGUUUGAAUGUGUUUUUUAACAAUGUAGACGACCAAUACGUACAUAUAGGGCUAGACAGAAAAGUCUUUCUAAUUAACUUGAUAAAACUUGAUUGAAUUUGAUCAAACAUUAAUCUUUCAUUCAGCUAGAGUACAAUGAUACGAUUAUCAUGAACAGGUACAUGUAUUGACCAUUCCUUCACCGCAUAGCAUGAACAGCACAAUUAUUCAUCACCCUUUAUAAUGUUUGAUGCUUAUAAAACAGUAGCUUAAUCAUACUUGCUUACAUGUUUCUUUAUGUAUGCUUUAAGAAUAUAUUUAUGUUAUGCAUUUUGUACUUAUUGUUCUUUAUGUUUUCGAUAUUUUAUGUUGGUAAUUACAAUAAAGGAAUCAAACAAUACACUAAUACAAGCUCGUC